AUGUCAGCCUCCUUCAGAGCAGCAAUUGCUUACACCAACAGCACAAGGGAGUCGACGCACCUCGACACAGAUCCACUCUCGCCUGGUCUGCAUAACUUCUCUACUGGCUACAACAACCUCACAUACACGAUCUUCGGGACCGGUCCUUCACUCGUAAUAUGUCAAGUCCCUGGCUGGGGGAUUGGCCCAUCCUACCUUUCGAAUGGCCUAGCUCCUCUCCACGACUCAUUCAAGAUCCUCUAUUUCACUCCACGCGGCACACCGCCGUCCAGCCGUCCCCUUGAUACCUUAGAGAUGAGCUCGAAGCACAUGGUCGAUGAUCUUGAGAUUCUGCGUCAAUACCUCAAGCUGGGCAGUAUGCUCCUGCUGGGACAUUCCAAUGGUGGCAGCAUUGCAUUAGGGUAUGCUCAGCAGUAUCCUUCUCACGUAGAUAAGUUGGUGCUGCUUGACCACGAGCUGCAAGGGUUCGACGAUUCGGCUACAUAUAUCGAGUUUGCGAUGAAGAGAAAAGACGAUCCGGUGUACAGCGCUGCUCUGGAACGGCUACAAACAUUCAAAGCGGACACGGAUGAGAAGAUGCAAGAUGAAUUGAAUGGCAUUUUGCCGUUCUACUUCGCCAAUCCAACGAAAUUUGGGGCGAAGAUGCUAGAGACGAUGCAAAACAUGCCUUCUCCUUGGGGUCUGAAACAUCAACGUGCGGCCGACAGGAAGAGGCCUACUUACCUAGUUGACGAUCUGGACAACGUGACAGCCAAGACUUUGAUCGUGGUUGGCCGGGAAGAUCCCUUCUGCAGUGUGAAAGCUGCCGAGAAAGCGCACGCCGGCAUGGCCACAUCAUCGCGAGGCUGCCAGAUAGUCGAAUGA
This is a messenger RNA of Letharia columbiana, 864 nucleotides long. RefSeq lists its product as uncharacterized. The record is from RefSeq and is a predicted model, not a curated record. Lineage: Eukaryota; Fungi; Ascomycota; Lecanoromycetes; Lecanorales; Parmeliaceae. The transcript has a single exon. The coding region runs from base 1 to 864 and encodes 287 amino acids.